Molecule: messenger RNA, 678 nt
Organism: Fusarium venenatum
Lineage: Eukaryota; Fungi; Ascomycota; Sordariomycetes; Hypocreales; Nectriaceae
Source: RefSeq, a predicted model, not a curated record
AUGGCCAUGUUUUCUUCCAAUACCUUCUCCUGUUCCCUUGCGCUGGAAAGGGAGACGCGUCCCGGGGUUUCCGGAUCGAUGCCCGGAGGACAGUCCGGGUGUCCUGGUUCCACAUGGGCGAUUUUCGAUCUUGCUUUUCGGGUUCCGGAACAGAAAUUGAGCAACAGCGGUGUAGAAAAAGCCCUCCAAACGGAUCUUUUGCGUGUCCGUUUUGUGCCAGGCGACACGGAGGCGAGGAUAUCUGUUGCUUUCCUGGCCCAGGUAGCACCGCAAGAUUUCGUACGCGCAAAUUACACGGUACUCAUCGGUAAUCGAGUCGUUAAUGUUACCCUCGGCGGCCAGAGUUGUUGCAUACUUCUCGAGGUUCCGAGCGUCAACAAAAGCGUCGUAAGAGUCCCGCUGAUGGAGGACACACCAGUGUACUUCUUUCUUCUGGUUCGUUCGCCAAAGUCAACCGAUGGCCUGGAUCUGAGUGUCAAGUUUUUGCGGACUCUCGACAAUGAUGCCAUGGUGGCAGGCCAGGUGAAAGUCUACGCCAAAACUGGACAGUUGGAGGGAGGUAACCAGGGCGCUGAUGGGCACAGUGGCGGAGUUGAACUUCUUCACCGCACUGUCCCGUUCGCUGGGAGUGCUUGCUCUGAAUCGACAAGUUGCGAAUACCAAGAGCUUCCAGCAUGA